AUGGAAGUUGCAGCAAUUGCCCAAUCCCAUCUCUUACUCUUUUAAAUAAACCCUCUCUGUACAUACUUCGUUUCCUCCGCCCGAGGGAGAGGCUCCAAAAUAAUGCAGAUGGGUGAGAAUGCUGCCACAAAAAACCACCACCACCACCACCAAGUCUUUGAUAUCUCCAUAGAUGUGCUUCCUCAUCAAAACACCUCCAAAUGCUUCGAUGACGAUGGCCGCCUCAAGCGAACCGGAACUGUUUGGACUGCAAGUGCCCACAUAAUAACAGCCGUGAUUGGUUCUGGAGUCCUUUCGUUAGCAUGGGCUAUAGCUCAGCUUGGAUGGAUUGCUGGUCCAGCAGUCAUGUUCUUGUUCUCCUUUGUAAUUUACUACACUUCAUCACUUCUAGCUGACUGCUACCGCUCUGGCGACCGUGUCUCCGGCAAGAGAAACUAUACUUAUAUGGAUGCAGUUCGAUCCAAUCUCGGUGGAGUUAAGUUCAAGGUAUGUGGACUGAUUCAGUACUUGAAUAUUUUUGGUGUCGCCAUUGGAUACACUAUUGCAGCUUCUAUUAGCAUGAUGGCGGUGAAAAGGUCUAAUUGUUUCCAUGAGAGCGGGGGGAAGAACCCGUGUCACAUAUCAAGCUACCCUUAUAUGAUCAUGUUUGGUAUAGCGGAAAUUGCAUUUUCUCAAAUCCCGGACUUUGAUCAAAUAUGGUGGCUCUCAAUUGUGGCCGCGGUCAUGUCCUUUACUUACUCUUCAAUAGGUCUUGCACUUGGAGUUGCCAAAGUUGUAGCUGCUGGAGGUUUCAAGGGUAGUCUCACUGGAAUAAGCAUUGGAACUGUAACUCAAACCCAAAAGAUUUGGAGGAGCUUCCAAGCUUUAGGCGACAUAGCUUUUGCAUACUCAUAUUCCAUCAUCCUCAUCGAAAUUCAGGACACCCUCAAGUCCCCACCAUCAGAAUCAAAGACAAUGAAGAAGGCCACCUUAGUAAGUAUUGCGGUCACAACAGCUUUCUACAUGCUUUGUGGGUGCAUGGGGUAUGCAGCUUUUGGGGACCUUGCACCUGGAAACCUUCUAACCGGAUUUGGCUUCUACAACCCCUAUUGGCUCCUGGAUAUUGCAAAUGUUGCCAUAGUAGUCCACCUUGUUGGAGCAUAUCAAGUCUACUGCCAGCCACUUUUCGCCUUCACUGAGAAAUGGGCAGCCCAAAAAUGGCCCCACAGCGACUUCAUCACCAAGGAAAUCAAAAUCCCAAUCCCGGGUUGUAGCCCUUUUAGCCUAAACCUCUUCAGAUUAGUGUGGCGAUCGGCUUUUGUGGUUGUAACCACUGUCAUAUCCAUGCUCCUCCCUUUCUUCAACGACGUGGUGGGAAUCCUAGGGGCAUUCGGCUUUUGGCCUCUAACAGUCUAUUUCCCGGUUGAGAUGUAUAUUGUACAGAAGAAGAUACCCAAGUGGAGUACCAGAUGGAUUUGCCUCCAGAUGCUGAGUGUUGCUUGUCUAAUCAUUUCAAUUGCUGCUGCUGCUGGCUCCAUUGCUGGUGUAGUGCUUGAUCUCAAGGUUUACCACCCAUUCAAAACCAGCUACUAAUUAAUAAAAAAUCAGCCCAUGUCUUUUCAUUGAUAGAUUAACAAAAACAAAUGAGAGAAAAGGCGAAAUGUUUAUAUUUCAGUUCAACGUCCAUGACAAACCCCUACAAUGGGUUGGGUGGUGUUGGGUGUGGUUUCUUUGUAGUCUUUUAUGUUCCCUCCACUUUUUUUUACUUCACCAGUCGCCUGUUUAAUGUGUCAACGAGAGGCUGGACUCUGUAUGUAAUUAGGCAUGUGGAAUUCAAAGCAUGAGCCUCCAGCUCUUCUCACCUCUCAGUUCUACUCUAAAGGGAAAUCUUAGUCCCUUUGUGUAAUAAGCAUAUUAUUAGUUUCUGCUAAAUUUGUUCCAAAAUCUCAAUGAAUUGUGGGUGUUGAAACCUAAUUCAAUAUGA
Vitis riparia (riverbank grape) is the source of this 1963-nucleotide messenger RNA. Its product is annotated as amino acid permease 3-like. The transcript is spliced from 7 exons. Gene Ontology annotation, cellular component: plasma membrane. The record is from RefSeq and is a predicted model, not a curated record. Lineage: Eukaryota; Viridiplantae; Streptophyta; Magnoliopsida; Vitales; Vitaceae. Bases 103 to 1572 code for a protein of 489 amino acids.